UUCUCUCCUCCUCUCGCUCCCUCCGUUCCUCUAUGCUCAGUUCGGUCUGUGUCUCCUCUUUCAAAGGGUGCAAGAGUGGGAAGAAAUCGUCCAACAAAGCAUGUUACACUGCAGACAUGACUUGUCCGUCGGAAAGCGAGAAAAUCGUGAUAAACUGCGGGGGGGUGCGACAUGAAACCUAUCGAAGCACACUAAAAACGUUGCCCGGUACCCGCUUAUCUUGGCUUACCGAGCCAGACGCCUUUAGCAACUUCGAUUACGACCACAGAAACGACGAGUUCUUCUUCGAUCGCCACCCAUCCGUCUUUUCAUUCAUCCUCAACUAUUACCGCACAGGGAAGUUGCACUGUCCGAACGAUGUGUGCGGUCCGCUGUUCGAAGAGGAGCUGGCAUUCUGGGGCAUCGAUGAGACGGACGUGGAGGCGUGUUGCUGGAUGAAUUAUCGCCAGCACAGGGACGCAGAGGAGGCGUUGGACAGCUUUGAGAAUCCCGAACCGGAGUUGGCAGAGGACGACCCAGCGCUGCCAGGACAUGAAGGGGACAUGAAAAGAAUGUGCUUGCAUGAGGACGGAAGGAAAAAGACUUGGUGGGAAAUCUGGCGGCCCAGAAUGUGGGCCCUUUUUGAAGACCCUUAUUCCUCAAAAUAUGCCCGGUACUGCGCAUUCCUCUCCCUUUUGUUCAUCCUCAUCUCCAUCUCUACAUUCUGCAUGGAGACGCAUGAGGCCUUCAACACCAUCUACAACAGGACGGAGAACGUGACGGAGGGAAACGUGACGCGCGAGGUGAUCGUCUACGAGGUGGUGACCGACAGCUGGCUUACCUACGUGGAGGGCAUGUGCGUCGUCUGGUUCACCAUUGAGGUGAUGGCACGCGUGGUCUUCUGCCCGGACAAGGUCGAGUUCUUCAGGAGCACCCUCAACAUCAUCGACUUCAUUGCCAUCAUGCCCUUCUACCUGGAGGUGGGGCUGAGCGGCCUGUCCUCCAAAGCCGCCAAGGACGUGUUGGGCUUCCUGCGUGUGGUCCGCUUCGUCCGCAUCCUGCGUAUCUUCAAGCUGACCCGCCACUUCGUGGGGCUUCGCGUCCUGGGCCACACGCUCCGCGCUAGCACCAACGAGUUCCUCCUGCUCAUCAUCUUCCUUGCUCUCGGAGUGCUCAUCUUCGCCACCAUGAUCUACUAUGCCGAGCGCAUCGGUGCAGACCCUGACGACCCUACGGCUGCCAAACACACAAACUUCAAGAACAUCCCCAUUGGCUUCUGGUGGGCCGUGGUCACCAUGACCACUCUGGGCUACGGGGACAUGUACCCCGAGACGUGGUCAGGGAUGCUGGUGGGCGCGCUCUGCGCCCUGUCGGGGGUGUUGACCAUCGCCAUGCCUGUGCCCGUCAUCGUCAACAACUUCGGCAUGUACUACUCACUGGCCAUGGCUAAGCAGAAGCUGCCCAAGAAAAAGGGCAAGCACAUCCCCCGGCCAACCAUGCCGGGCUCGCCCAACUACUGCAAGCCCGACGCCCUCGCCCUGGCCACUGCCUCACCCCAUAGGAUCCUGGGUAAUGUACUCGGCGAGGUGAUCUGGUCCGGAGGCCUCGACUGCCCCCUCGCUCAAGAGGAGAUCAUAGCAAUCAACCGAGAGUCCAAGCAGAACGGCGACGCGGCCACUGCGGUCCUGGCGAACGAGGACCGCCCCACCAUUGACCAGGUGCUGAGUCCGGAGCGAGAGGGCGCCCGAAUAACACGGGAACGCCACCAGCAGGACCGUGCUUGCUUCCUGCUCAACACCAGGGAAUUCCGCGCCACAGAUGGGAAUGUGCGGAAAGAAAUGUUUGGCGAUCGACUAGAAAUGCAUGGAUUACGACAAAUCGACCGCGAUCGACUGGUUGGUGACCGCUGUGUUAAGUUUCUAGCAUUAGCCUUUUCUCUGAAGAAGACAUACUGAGUCAAUCAGAAAUGAUCGGAGGGAGCCACUUUACCAAGACGUGUGACACAGAUGGACAGUUGAAAGGCGGAUCUUUGGUGUGACGUGCAAUACCGGAGGGUAGUCAAGAUGAACAUUAGGUUGGAUCUUUAUGCUGUUACCAAAGCAGCCUCUUGGCAACUCACACCACCCUUUUGAAGACUGUCCGACAGAUCACAAUAACUGACAUGAGCUUUGCAGAGAAAAGAGCUCCUACUGCAACAUUCCAGGAGACGUUAUAUUGUGACGCUCAACCAUCUCAUACAGUAACAAAUAACCGACUGCAGUGCUGAUCUACUGAGUAACUUAGAGAAUCCAUGAAUUAUCACUCACCUAUACACGAGGGACCAGGUCUGACUAUGUAGCAUCUCUGCUAACACUGUAGCAUUUGUUGCCAGGGAAAAAUAUCGUCAUGACCUUAUCCAUCAACAGUUUGAACAGAGUGAUGUGAAAAUGCGCACUGAAUCAAAACUUUACAUGCCUUUUUCCUCUUGUGUUACUUACCUUUACAAGAAACUAUUGUACAUGAGAGACAAAGACAGGUUCCACCUCAAAAGUUUAUUUGGGAAACGUGUAACAACAACUAAACCAGUUAAAGGUUAAAUUAACAGAGAACUGAAUUUAGACAUGUUAUGUCUGUUCUCCCACCUCAUGAGUUCAUGACUUGUGGAAGUUAGAGAUUGGUUAUCAUUCAAGCCUUUACGUAUUCUAUUAAUUUCCUUUCAAUUUGGAACAAUGAUCCCAGGACACCAAUAUAUGUACUUAUUACACUAUGAUACAGUACAUACUGUAUGUCGAUGACCAUACCAAAUGGAUGUAGCAUCAACCGAGAACCUAUUAGUACUACAUACACUUUAUAUACAAAAGUAUGUGGACACCCCUUCCAAUUAGUGGAUUCGGCUAUUUCAGCCACACCUGUUGCUGACAGGUGUAUAAAAUAAAGCACACAGCCAUGCAAUCUCCAUAUACUUUGGCAGUAGAAUGGCCUUAUUGAAAAACUGUGCCUUUCAACGUGGCACCUAAUAGGAUGUGACCUUUCCAACAAGUCAGUUUGUCAAAUUUCUGCCCUGCUAGAGCUGCACCGGUCCACUGUAAGUGCUGUUAUUGUAAAGUGGAAACGUCUAGGAGCAACAACGGCUUGGUGGUAGGCCCCACAAGCUCACAGAACGGGACCGCCGAGUGCUGAAGCUCAUAGCACGUGAAAGUCAUCUGCAAACACUCAGUACCAAGUUCCAAAGUGCAUCUGGGAAAGGGGAGACCUAGUCAGUUGUACAACUGAAUGCAUUCAACUGAAAUGUCUUCCACAUUUAACCCAACCACUCUGAAUCAGAGAGAUGUGGGGGGCUGCCAUAAUCGACAUCCACGUCUUCAGCACUCGGGGAAUAGUGGUUUAACUGCCUUGCUCAGGGGUAGAACAACAGAUUUUUAUCUUGUCAGCUCGGGGAUUCAAUCCAGCAACCUUUCAGGUUACUGGCCCAACGCUCUAACCACUAGGCUACCUGCCGCCCAUCUGGAAGCAAUGUCUGCACAAGAACUGUUCAUCGAGAGCUUCAUGAAUUGGGUUUCCUUGGCCGAGUGGCCGCACACAAGACAAAGAUCACCAUGCGCAGCUGGAGUGGUGUAAAGCUUGCCGCCAUUGGACUCUGGAGCAGUGGAAACACAUUUUCUGGAGUGAAGAAUCAUGCUUCACCCUCUGGCAGUCCGACAGACUGGGUUUGGCAGAUGCCAGGAAAUUCUACCUGUCCCAAAGCAUAGUGCCAACUGUAAAGUUUGGUGAAGGAGGAAUAAUGGUCUGGGGCUGUUUUUCAUGGUUUGGGCUAGGCCUCUUAGUUCCAGUGAAGGGGAAACCUUAACGCUACAGCAUACAAUGAGAUUCAAGACAAUUCUGUGCUUCCAACUUUGUGGCAACAGUUUGGGGAAGGUCAUUUCCUGUUUCACCAAGACAAUGGCCCCGUGCACAAAGCAAGGUCCAUACAGAAAGUGUUUGUUGAGAUCGUUGUGGAAGAACUUGACUGGCCUUCAUCCUUUUGGGAUGAAUUGGAAAGCCGACUGUGAGCCAGGCCUAAUCGCCCAACAUCAGUGCCCGACAUCACUAAUGCUCUUGUGGCUGAACGGAAGCAAGUCCUCACAGCAAUGUUCCAUCAUCUAGUGGAAAGCCUUCCCAGAAGAGUUGAGGCUGAUAAAGCAGCGACGAGGGGGGGCACCUCCAUGAUUUUGGAAUGAGAUGUUCCACAUACUUUUGGUCAUGUAGUGUAUUUCCCCCUAGAAAAAAUGGAUUAACAAGACUGUCUCUCAUGUACUUACUUUAAAAUCCAUGUGGCUUAUACUGGAGGUCCUCUGCAUUCACUUGCUGUAUGUCCAGCCUAUAAAGUAACAGCAGCCCAUACUGUUAUGGGAUGAACAUUCCAUAUAUCUAGAGCAAAGCUUUGAACUGCCUUUGGUACCUUGGCUAUCGCCUUGCUUUCGUACAAAAGUACAAGUAAGAAAUGCCAUUAAUGUAUAUAACAGAUGUAAUUGCUGAGUAUUUUUUAAAACAGAUUGAAUUGACUUAUUUAUUACAAUUACAUUCUUCUUGAACAAAAACCCUUAAUGCACAUACAUGUAUGACAGACACUGCUACUUGGUCACUAGAAAUGGACUAACUACAGCUCAAGUCAAUCACAAGUAGAGCACCGACUGACUGAGUUCAAGUCCAAUGCAGAGACCUGCCAACAGCAGGAAUACGGUUCCAACUUCAGCACAGAGGAUGCCUCCACAAUAAGGACACUUUGAAGUCCCAUCAAAAUGUGUCCGGUGGUGGAAUAAGUUAUCUACUGUGGUUUUUGCAAGACACCAAACAUGUGUAACUGUCUUGCUUCCGUCCCUUUCCACGCCCCUACCUGGGCUCGAACCAGGGACCCUCUGCACACAUCGCCAACAGUCACCCUCGAAGCAUCAUUACCCAUCGCUCCACAAAAGCCGCGGCCCUUGCAGAGGAAGGCGAACAACCACUUCAAGGUCUCAGAGCGAGUGACGUCACCGAUUGAAACGCUAUUAGCGCGCACCACCGCUAACUAGCUAGCCAUUUCACAUCGGUUACACAUGCACUUAUUACUAUUAUUCCAGAUGCAUAUAUACUGCCAAUGAGGAAAAUAUGACCCCUAAUGCUUAUACUGCCCCCAUCUCUCUCGUUUCCCUUGCUGCCAAUCAAUGACCACUGACAGCAUCAGGGGUCAAGCUUCUAACAAGAUAGGGAACGCCUUCCAAAUGAGACCAUUUAAUAAAGGAAAGCCGAGGACAAAUGGACCAAGGAAAGUACAAAGGUGGGUAUGCGUACAAAGAGAACAAAUCUAUAUUUUGAUAAACUAUCCAUGGCUUCAGAUGGAGAAGGAACAUCCUUUUUUUUUCCCAAAAAAAAUGCUAUUUGGAAAAAUCAGUUGCAAAUGUUAAUAUUAUAAAGAUCAAUAUCGGAACUGUUUUUGCAAGAAGUAAAGAGGGAAAAGUAAAGGAAUAAUGUACGAAAUGUACUUUUUUGGAAAGGUGAUGUGGUGGGUGGACAUUAGCAUCUGUGUUCCAACAAGAAAGAGGGACUCAUGAGUGAGAAAAGAUGUGGGGAUGGCCAGAGUGGGUGGACACUGCGAUUUAAACAAAUGAAGGGAAAAAAAUGAAAAUGCAUUUUUUUAACUUUGUUUACCAGCAUGAUUACUCUGCAUGACUUUCUUUCCUGCAAGCCUUUAGUCAAAGACAAGGGUGCUAGAGUUACAAAAAAAAUAUAUUUAAAAUAAAUUCGAAAAAAAUGUGAUAUGCAAUUCAUAUAAAAAAAAUAUAUAUAAUGAAAGAGCUCUAUUUUGUUUUGAAAGAAUAAAAAAUGUGAAUAUUAAAACAUGUAUGUUUGCAAAAUACACACGGAACUGUUUUGUUAGAUUUAAAUCUCUGCUACUACUGCCCCACAUUCCGCACUCCUUCAUUCCACUUUAUUGAUCUCUGCACUACUGUCUGCUUUAAUUAAGCUGUACUUAAGCAUUUGUUGGUUAUUGUUUAUUUUUUAUCAUUCUAUCGAAAUGGAGCAUUUCAGGGUUCAUUUGAAUCGUCAUAUUUGUCAACUGAUCGUACCCCUCUUCAUUGAUUCAAAAACCACGUUUCCCUGCCUUGAAUCAUUUUUACCACAACUGUAGCAGCAAUUUUGAAAUGAUAGCUUUCCAUACUAUAUGUUUGAAGGGUGUAUACAUUGCAACUAUGCAACGAUUUUGGUUUUGUUUGACAAUAAUACACAAUUUGUCAUGACUGUAGCAGGGCAAAUUGAUUCCAUCAAAUUGAUACUACCUUCUAUGCCUAUUUGUUUGGAGACGUUUGUAACAGGUUGUUAUUGGAAGUGGCUGGGUUGGUAUGUUCUGAGGAAGGCAGUCUUCUUCCAUUACUCAGGGGGGAGAAGGUGAAACAGGAGUUAGGCCGGAAUUCAAUCCGAUCAGCUGUAGAUCAACGUUAUAGCCCGCUUGAUUUAAAAGUAAAUUAUGAUUGAGCCGACAUAUGCAGAGUUUACCGUGAAUGCGGGAACAAUGACUAUAAAAGGUGUAUAGCUGACAAAGUGUGAUCGGAUUGAAUCCGAAUGGAUUGAACACAGAUAUAUGUCCUGUGGACUGGGAUUUACAUUUUUAAAGGUGAUUUAAACUGCUCGAGACGACAUCUGCGGCAUUUACAGUGAACGUGAUCUAUGCCUUUAAAAGUAAAUCGCUGUGUGCAGGUCGUUCAUUUGUGUUGAUUUAAUCCAGGACCUUGGCUAGUUAACCAGUAAAGUGCUAUAUAUUUUCAUAAGAGAGUUAGGUUGGUCAAAAAGAGAUGUCGUUAGUCAAGAGUUUUCAGGUUUGCAUGGAACAAACUGCCAUUCCAAAAUCGUGUCUGUUAAAAAAGAGACUGAGGUGUAUUGGGGUGAAGGGGGAUGUGGAUGUAGGUGGUUUUGCUCUUUUUUGUACAUAAUGAAUUCUAGUAUAUAGAUACAAUAAUGUGAUACCUCACAGUGACGGGAAAUGCAUGCGUUAUGCCUUGAUUGCCGAUCUGAGGGAACGCGGUCUCGACAUGUCUUAAGCUCCUUUAUUUGUCGUGAAACCAGUCCUGAUUGUUGUGAACACUGUGCCGUGUUGUAGAGCGGCAGCAUCGAGAGGUAGCUUGUCCUUGUUGUUAGGUGGUCAGGUCAUCCAUUCGUUCAUCGUCCAUCGAGAACCACCCGGCUUAUAGUCGUCGCGGCGACAGCUCAUGGUAGCACACGUCAUGUUACAACACGCUUCAUGAAAAGACCCAGAGCUUCCAAAUUGAUCUCAUUGAAUUACUUUCAAAUGGAGGGGUGAAAGAACCAGUUGCCACUACUGUGCAGGUUGGGUAGAUGUAGAAAUGUGUAUUUCACCCACAGUUCCCAGCUGUUGAACAGGUUGGAUGAAUGUUGGUUUUCCAGACAAUAUCUUUAAUAGCAGUGGCUUACUCUGAGGGUGUAGGCCCUGGCAGGUCCAGGAUCAGCCCAGGCAGCUGUAAAAAUGAUCUCUGGCCAGGCCUAGUCAUGUAUUCUAAUUGGACUAUAACCACUAGACUAGACUCAAUGGAAUGAACUACAGAGGCUACUCACUUAUUUAGUUGGGUCUAUGUUGGUUUGUAGAGGGUUUACAGCAUUGUCCACUUUCCGCAAAAAUGGGUCUAUUGUAUUUUUUACUUUUUCCUUAACUAUGAUUUCAGUCAUUUCUUUUAGAAGACAUUAAGCCACUAAUGCUUUGGGGGUUGUGAAAUGUUGAUAACCUCAGAAAUAUUUAACUUCCAGCGACCGUGAUUCAUUAACGCACUUGCAAAAGCUCUGUGCUUCACCCAAGAAUUCACCCAAGAUUUGAUGUUGUAAUAUAGCCUGGUAUUGUUAAUAUUUUCUCUGUUACUAACUGAGGAGUCUGCCAUUCCUUUUUAGGAUUAUCAUAUGUUGUCUUUGACAUGUGACUGCCCACGUCAGGCUAAAAACAAGAUGUCUUUCCUUUUUUAUUGCACACUACUGCCAUUUGAUAUAGCCAUGUUGAACGGAAUGGGUUACAAUGUUAAGAGUGGUAAGUCUUAUUGUUUUAUGUUCCAUUUACAACAUACAUUUAUAACCAAGGGAUACACUAAAUAUGGACUAUAUAACACCUUCUUAACCAAUGCUCAACAACAGCUACUGUAGAUAACCUAUAGUGUCACCCACACCUGUAUUGAGUUAAGUGACUGGGAUAGCUUAAUGAUAGAGACCAGAGGCAACUAUGUGGUUUGACUACUUUAUGGGUAUAGGGUACCAUAGCAUAAGUCAUAAUACCCAUAAAACCUAGUGGUCAAACAAGGAAAUGGUUCCAAUAGUUUUUCCACCAUUCAUUUUUUGCCGUAGGAGAUUUUAGUAACACUUUUAAAAAGGGCUGUUUCUUGUAGGCUUACCCUGGUAGGACAUUUUGAUAAACAUGUAAAUCUCUCUAGGACAACGUGACUUUGAUCAAUAUAUUCGCCUCUAUUUUCCCCCCAAAAAUGAAAUGCUAAUUAGCUGCUAAUGUGGCUAUCAUAAUGAACUACAAAUACCAUGAUGAUCUGGACCAGACUGCCGAAUCGAGGCAAAGGUAAGAAUUUCUGGAUUAACUAUAAUGUUAAAUGUAAUGAAUAAAUUGGCAACAUUUUCUUUAAAUUGAACAUUUUGUGAACUGUCUUGUGCAAGUUUUAAAUUGUCACAAUACCUGUUAGCGAAGGUGUCAGCUAAAGAUGACGUGCAGGAAUUUGUAGUUUUGGAAGAGGGCUACAUUGAUGCUAAUUAGCAUUUUCCUUAUCUGAGAGUAAAUAGAGUCGAAUAUAUUAAGUUACUUUGUCCAAGAGAGAUUUACAUAGUUAUCAAAACGUCACGCCAGGGUUAGGCUAGACGAAACACAGCCCUUAUUUUAAGUGUUUCCAAAACCCCCUAUGGGGAAAAAUGAAUGGUGGAAAAACGAUUGGAACCAUUUCCCUGUUUGGGCUCUAGGUUUUAUGGGUAUUAUUAGACCUCCACUGUGGGGAUCUAUACUAUGGGUAAGGAGAAAGGUUAGCUUUUUAAAAAUGAUAAACUUGGAUUAGCUAACACAACGUGCCAUUGGAACACAGGAGUGAUGGUUGCUGAUAAUGGGCCUCUGUACACCUAUGUAGAUAUUCCAUAAAAAAUCUGCCGUUUCCAGCUACAAUAGUAAUUUACAACAUUAACAAUGUCUACACUGUAUUUCUGAUCAAUAUGAUGUUAUUUAAAUGGACAAAAAUGUGCUUUUCUUUCAAAAACAAGGACAUUUCUAAAUGACCCCACACUUUUGAACGGUAGUGUAUGUAAACCUAGUCGUCAGCAUAUACAUACUCAUCUCACUUUUUCACAACAAUUUGUAAAACAAAAUUAUUGUUUGCUACCAUAGUAGGAGAAUCAAAAGGAGACAAAGAGGUAGUCUCAACAAUUUUUAAUGUUGGAAACUCAAAGAAUAAUUAUUUAAUAAACUGUAUAAAGUAUAUUUAUUUCAAUGGAAUGGUGAUCCAUCUUUGUAUAUUUUGAAGAAAAAAAUAAACAUAUCAAAAGUGUCAUAAUUUUGACUAUUGAGACUUAAAAUGUAUGAAUGUCAAUGCGCUCUAAUGUGAUUAGAAAUCUCGAAAACUGCUUGAAAGAAUACAUUAUUAAAGUCAUGAAAUCAUGACUUUAAUAAUGUAAAUCAUUUGAAAUCAUUUGAAAUGAACUUCAAAUAAAUGAAAAAUAUUUCAAAUCAAUAAAGUACAAAACCUUGA
This is a messenger RNA of Salvelinus fontinalis (brook trout), 9707 nucleotides long. Its product is annotated as potassium voltage-gated channel subfamily C member 1-like. Gene Ontology annotation, biological process: protein homooligomerization; potassium ion transmembrane transport. Gene Ontology annotation, cellular component: voltage-gated potassium channel complex; dendrite membrane; neuronal cell body membrane. The coding region runs from base 33 to 1934 and encodes 633 amino acids. Gene Ontology annotation, molecular function: delayed rectifier potassium channel activity; protein binding. The transcript is spliced from 5 exons. The record is from RefSeq and is a predicted model, not a curated record. Lineage: Eukaryota; Metazoa; Chordata; Actinopteri; Salmoniformes; Salmonidae.